AUGUUGAAGAUCCCCGCACGUUUUAAACAAUGUGACCUCAGUGUAUCCCUUGCGUUUGAUUAUUGUGACUGCAUUGUCAACAUGGGUACGAGGGCUGCUGCAUUUACAGCCAAAAUUCGCAGCCUAUAUGACUACCAUCUGCGACUCAUGCAAGGAGUUAUGCCCCCUCCCUCAGGGGUUGACAUAGCAAACACAAUCAAAUACUUCUCUCAAACCCUUCUGACUGUCCUUAAAGAUGUACCUAACUCGCCCUUCGAACUUUUGAAGAAUCCAGAAAUGGAUGCUGUAAGGAUGGGUCUCUUUCCCAGCCUUGACUACAAAGGUCUCUAUAACUCUAUUAUCCCUCUUAUUGAGGUCGCACCACUUAUUCCUUAUGGACUGCACGCAUUUGGUCAGGCCAUUCUCCAAUGUCUCGGCUGUCUUCUUCCGUUCUUAGAGCAUGACUUAAUCGACAACCUACCCUACCUAGCAGCGUCUUCAAUAUCAGUUCUACCAAGCUCCUUACACCAGGAUAUAAUCAACUCCUUAUGCUUCUAUAUUUUACCAUUUACGAUCACUAGGCACACGGAGAGAGAACAAGACAUCUGCCAGUCAGUUUCUGCAGUGAUCAUGAUGGUUUUUCAAUACUCAACCAACCCAGCACACCAUUGUCAACUUUUGGAAUGCCUUAUGACCUUGAAGCAGAAUAUUUUGAAGGAUAUCUUAUGCGUUAUAGCGUAUGGAACAUCAGCCGCGCGUGCGUCAGCUGCUAAGCUAUUGUUUUAUUACUGGCCAACGUUCAACGCCAACUUGUUCGAUAGGAAAAAUCUUAUAUGCAAAUUUGCUGAUCCCACCCCAUUCGUGUGCCAAAGGGAUUCGUGUCCGAACGCAGGAAAUGCAGAAGCUGCCAAGGUUUGUUACAAUCACUGUAUUUCUAUAACCUUCGCAAAUGAUACACCACCUCCUUUGUAUCUCUGCAUCGAAUGUGCGAACGAGAUUCACAGAGAACACCCAAAUCAACAGUUCUUCGAUAUUCUACACCCUAUGCAGCAAGUUUCCAUGGUCUGUGAAAAUAAGAAUUGUCGCUCAACAGACAAAGCAGCCAUCUCUAUAUGUUUUUCAACGGAAUGUGCCAGUUACAACGGCAACCACCCGAUUAGGUACUGCGAACAAUGCCACAACAACAGGCACAAUAAUCGAAGGGGUGGUGACCAUGUCGUACAUAGAUGUUUGCCCCCUACAUGGUCUAUGGACUCAGAAAUGCAAACAUAUAUGGUGGAAGCUAUAGUUAGUUUAUUAAAAGAAGCCAAAGGUGAAAUGAAAGAAGGAAAAGAAGGAAGGGAUGUUAAAGAAGGUAAAAGUCCUAUUCCGGCUUUGGAUAAUAUCACGAUAGAAGAACGGCAACUUUUGGGAAGGUAUGGUAUUUGGUUGUUGGUUGGACGGUGUACUCCAACAGACAAAACCCCAACGGAAGUUCUGGGAAGAUUGCUAGCUAUGAUAUUUCACUGGUUUCAUAUGACGGCCUAUUCUUAUGACGGGCAAGACGAGACUACCUUAGAGAAACUGAAGACUGAAGUUGUUUGUAUAUGGCUGCGUGAUAUAAGCCAUUCACAUUACAAACUGUUCAUUUCUUGUUUGCUUCCUCAUCCCCCAGAAUAUGCUAGGAUCGGAGGACACUGGGAUACCUUAUCAUCAAGGACAACUCACUUAAAAGAUGGCUUGAAUCGAUUAUUUUGUUUGGUUCCUUAUGAGGUUAUAACGCAGGAAAUAUGGGACUAUGUAAUGCCACACUGGAUGGAAGCAAUUGUCAAUGAUGUUCCCGAAAAAGAACUGUUCGAAUUACGUAUUAUUUUAAGUAAAAUAUUGGAUACGGAAAUGAGUCCUUUAGGCUUCAAUGCUAAGAAGAUGUAUCAGUUCGUUGCAUUUCGUUUUCAGAAAACCAGUGCCAAAGUGCAAGAACAAGCGCUACAUUGGUUGCAGACGCUAACACUUCUAGAAAUAAUCAUUCCACUCCAUCUUUUGUUUUCCAUUUUUGAAGAAGGUGUUUCUUACAUGAAAGAUGGCGCGGUAGAAAGCAAUGGCGAGGCAAUAAAAUCUACGGAUCUAGAGAUACCAGGGACUGCAGAUCAACAAAAAAGGGGGUCAAUUUCACCUCUUAUUGAAGAUGACGAUUCAGGCAAGACAUCAUUUUCAGAUGAGGAAAAUCGGUUAUCGCAGCAUGCCGAGUUCAAAACAGAUGCUGAACACAACCUUUCUUGUUGCAUUUUAAUGUUGGACAUCCUACUAAAACAGAUGGAACUGCAGGAUAUAGACAAACACACUGGCUUAAACUCCUCCUUAUGCAAAGACGUUUGCUGGCUGCUUAAGUGUAUGAUAACAGCCGCUUGGAUUGGAAACCAUUUCUGCACGUCUAAAUCUGAAUGCACUUACUGUGAAUCGAGCAUCAUGUGGCACCAACUGUCGCUGCAACUUAUAAAGUACCUGUUGUCGAUCUAUCCGGCUCACCCACCGGACCCGCCGUUAGAGGAAAAUUGGGAAGACGUACAUAGUAGAAAGAGCCCGCCUGAAAGCGAAAAAAAAGAAGCCAAAACGGACGUUGUUUUAAAUAUGCCAAUACCGGAAGUACACUCAGUAGGAGGAGUUUUAGUACACAUGCCACACGUGUGUUCUAUCAUGACAGCUACUGUAGAAACGGUUUCCGAACAGCUAGAUUUGGCAGCUAUAAUUCCAGCAGAAAAAGUGGUUUCCGCAGUAGCCAGAGCUAUCACCUUAUCCGAAUCUGAUGUCGCUACGGCUACUGCACUAAUAGCUAAGCCUCAAGUGAUCGGAGAGAACGACGAACCUAUUGAAACCAAUAUAGCUGAUGAUAUAGACAAUUUUUGGCAAACUUCCGUAGGAAAGUUUAAAUUUUCCGUUGACGAUCUGCCGCAACCCUUGCAGUAUAUUCACCAGUUAUUGCAAGAACUGUCCAAAGUCGACAAACCUGAUAUUUUGUAUUAUAUGCUGCAAUGUUUGAAUGUCUUGAUUUUGCACGGAGAUGCUUGCACUAAGGCAUCCAAGGAACACAGGGGAUUCUUUAUUUGGUGUCAAGAGAAUUUACUGAUAAAAAAUCUAUGGGAGCUGUGCAAUUCGGAACACUCACACAUAUGCCAAACAGUAGUGCCGUUGCUUUUGCACUGUAUAACACUACCGGCAGGUUCCGAUGUUUUUUGGAGGGUUAUACAAGAAGCAUUCCACUGCCCUGAUUGGUGUGUUAGAUUCACAGCCGUGGAAAGAGUCACGGUUAUAACGAGAUUCAUGGAUUCUAGCCCGCUGAGAAACGUCCAGCCUUUGCAAGCUGCUUUGGCUAAUGCUUUUUGUUACUUAAUUUCUAGUAUGGAUGACAAUAAUGUGUACGUAGCUCAAAGAGCUACCCUCUAUCUGGGCACAAUUCAUGAUUCAGCGAUUCAGUCUUUAAUUAUGUGUUUAGAGACGCAGUUUGACUGCGUUAUUGUAGACCGCCCGAUGGUGUUGCAGUCUCUGUACCAGCUACACAAUUCCCUGAGUGAAAGAAAAAUUUUGAAUUGGGACUUUUUUCUUAACAGAUUUGAUACUUUAUUUAUCGAGGCACAAAUUAGUUUGGAAAAGUCAGGAGACAUUACUUAUCUAAGAGAUUUAAGGAACUCAGACAUAAAUAGUGAAUCAUUAAUAAGAAAGGUGCACAGAGCACAUGAAGCUUUAUCUCAGUCUGAUGGAAGUGCUGCUAGUUCUGUAAAAACUCUUAGUGCAAGUUUUGGAACCAAAUGGCCUUAUAAACGUACAAUGUCAGCCCCUGCGUCUAUCGUAACUCGCCAUGAAAGUAAAGAAACGAAGGAAAAAGUUUACAGCCGUCAGUAUUCAGCACCGAUUCUAAAGAGGAAAAGUUCACGAUUCGGACUGGAUGGCCAUAUGCACUCGCUUAAUGUAGUAGAGGACCAAAACUUAACAACAUUUCUUCAGAGAGUGAUCGACCUUGAAGAAGCUGACAAAGAAACGAUGCAUUUAUUAGUAUUUCUGCUCAUGCAAUUCCUCUCGAGAUCCGACCAAGCAUUUCCGGCGGAAGAAAAACAUUUAGCCAAAACUCAAGGAAUUGUUCUCCGACACCUAUACCUUCUUUUAGGCUACAGUCAGAACGAUAGAGGCUUAUACUUGCCACCCCAGAGGCUGAGGUCAUCGCCCGCUUUUAGUGUUUUUCUUUCAAAUUUACCACAACUGAUGGACCAAAAUCAUCUGAUGGGGCGGCUAUUGCUUCCGACGUGUUUGAUUUUGCUUCAAUAUGCGCCUUCUCCCUAUUAUAUUCCAAAUGCUAUGGAGUUCCAACAACCAACUUACAGUUUAUGGUCACUUGAACCACACUUUAGGAAAAACUGGCUCAUGUCUUUAGUAGUAUUACUAUACAAGUACCAGUACAACCAACAACCACACUGUAUGCAGCUUACUUCGCUUAUAAGAAUCGUUUUGAACACUCUGGACUCGCAACAUCAUCACUGCAGGAGAAUCCCAGCAACUAUCAUAAUGGGUGCCUUGCCUUCUAGAUCCAGAGAUGUAAGCCAGCCGUCUCUGGGUGCGGAAAUUGACCAUCCGGAGCGAAAUACCCCACCUCUCUCGCCGAUGUACUCAUCAGAUGGACAAUCUAUUCAAGUUUCGGUGAGUUCAAAAGGAGGCAAAAUCCAAGUAGCUUACGUCAAACCUUCCUCGACUACAAGCAUGGAGACUCACUGGGAAGAAGCCAUACAGUGCGUUCACCCAGAGAAGAAAACCAAACGGUUUACAGACCUUAGCAUCGAUGAUGAUACGGAAUCUGAAUUGAUAGCUAUACCAGAAAGUGACAUGUCUGACAGUACGCUUCAAGGCAGCGUUCAAGACUCGUUCGAUGAGGGAAUUAGUGAUACGUGUUGCCCUAUGCCUGAAAAACAACUUGCUAUAGUUAAAUCUCCGAAAGAUACAUAUUAUAGUCAAAUUGUGAAAAUUACUUCCAACAAAGGUAGGCCUACUUGGAUUAUAGGCAGUGAGGAUGAGUCUGUCAAGUCUUGUGACAACCGGAUCCUUCAAGAAACUUCCAAAUCUCAUUUUGAAUUUAACAAACACUGUACAAGAUUAAAUUCUACAGCCUCGAUCAACGGGGCACAGCUAGCUAAAACCGUUACUACAGAUUUCCACAAACAUGUUACUUCAACUUUGGUAGACACGCAUCAUAUGGGCAAACCGACUCCUUUAGGAAAACAUAAAAAAAUUAUCGAACCUAGUAUCACACCUGUUUGCACACCGGUAUCUGACUGUGAUGACUGUUUCAAGAACAAUCAACAUAUUCUACCUACUCCUUCCCUAGAAAGGCUCUUGCCCAUAGGAUCUUCUAGAUUACCAGAUUCUCCUCUUACAGAUGACGUAUUUUCUCCAAUGUUAGAAUCACAAUUAGAAAUUCCAAGCCAAGAAAGGCUUCUCCCCAUUGGUCAACACACGAAAGAUAUAUCUCAGUUAGUCGAUAAGGUACGACAAGCAUUGGGAAUCAAUGCUCAGCUGAUUAAAACGGACAACAAAAAAAUUGAUAAAUAUGUGUCUUCAGAACAACCGCAACCAACUUCGUCUCAAUAUCACAGCCCUAGAAGACUUAUAAAGCAAGUUGCUUUGGAAAGUCCGCCAAAUCAGUUUGAACCUGAAGAUAACGGACACUUCUUCAAAACUAUCAAAAUGGAAAACCAAAGUAAGCAUACACGCCAGGGUUGGUUGAUUGGAUCCUGAACAAAAUUUAGUAUUACAUCUAAUUUAGAAGAUUUGAUAGUAAAUCACAGGCAAAGAAUGAGGAAAGCAGGGCCAUUUGCAAUGAACUCAUAUUCCUCUCAUGACCCCAGAAAACCAGGAGCUUGGUAUAGCCCAGAAAUGUCUCCAAAGUUAGAAGGGAGUGAUAUGAAGCAAAGUUCUUUCAGAAUUGGUGACGACUGUGUAAACGAGAGAUGUUCUGAAUGCGGUAUGGUGAAAGAAGAAUAUAGUGAUGAAGAAAUCGGACUCUGUAUUGUUACAUUAGGCACGUUUAUUCAUCGAGAACCAGCUUUAGCGGCACCGCUACUGCCGGAUAUUUUAAGUAUAGUUUCCAAGGUAGCAACGAAUGCAAUGUAUCCUUGGCAAAGUGAAAGCAAUAUACAUUUACCAGGUGGAGCAAUAAGUGUUGCACAUCAAUUUUUACGGUGUGUUUUGCAUCAACUUGCGCCUAAUGGAAUUUUCACUCAAAUGUUUCAAACCAACGCACCAGAAAAUAUAAGAAUCCAGUUUUUUAAAAGCGUCAUUCAAGCAUUAAUAGAUUUCAACGAAUUAAAUCCUGUAGCACCAAUUCAACUUUUGUUAGAGACUUUAAACUCAAAGAAGACACUUCCGGUGGACAUUUUACCUACGAUUUUACAAAAUAUGUCUUGUUAUUUAAAUUGUUUGCCGUUAGAAGCACCAUUUGGCCCCAGUACGCCAAUUUGGAGUACAGUUUUGCAACAGUUGGAGAUUUUAUACAGAAAAAUGAUAUUUUUGUUAAAUGCGAUGGAUGACAUCACGCCACUUCUUAAAAUAAUUUCAUCGGUAUUUAAAAUACCGUUAAUAUCUCAGUUCAAGGGACUGUUAGAGCCUUUUUCUAAAGUUCUGAGUUACGCUAUACAAACACAGGUUUUGAAGUACAGCUAUCUUGUAGAAAUCUGUUAUUUAUGCAAUAGGGCUUUUACAAAGGAAAGAGACAAGUUGAUACUCAGUAGAAUGGUAGUCUUUGAGUUAGUUCAAGCUCUUAAAUUUAAAACAACAAUACCAGAUUCCAAUUUGCUUAUGUUGAUAAAUUUAAUUUUACAGGACAUAGGUGGCGCAAUCCCAUCAAAUGUUGUAAUAAAAGACUGUCAAUCGAUAUCUUUAGAAUAUGGUCCUACCUUCACGACGGGCAUAUCAGAAUGUAUGAAACUAAAUCUAGGUGAUAUUUUAGAAUUUUUGACUGAUUUUCACGCAAUAUCCAAAAUGAAGAGUUAUUGUAAAGGUAUAAACGUAGGAUUAAACGACGAUACGUUAGGAGGAAUUAUUAAAUGUAACGUUGCUCAAUACCUAGCUCUGGAAAUUACGAAAGGAAAUGGGAGAGAUAAUCGAGCAGUAACUAGGUAUUUUCCUUGGUUAUAUACUACUUCAAUAACACAACAAAGUCCGAGAGAAUUUGUUGAAUGCAUUGGACAUAUACGAUUGCUAUCGUGGCUUUUACUGGGUUCUCUAACGCAUACAGCAUUACAAGGUACCAAUAACGGUCAAGUUGUAAGCCAACCUAUCCCUCAAGAAGCCUCCUGUCAGAUCGCUGAUCAUAUCCACGUUAUUAUGGCUGGAUUUGCCGAACAACCAAAGGCAUCGGUUUUGCAUAUGUCGUCACUAUUUCAUACUUUUAUCCUAUGCCAGCUCUGGACAGUGUAUUUGGAACAAGGUCUAAAUGGCCACAUUCCAAUCACGGAAGCUUACAACAUAACGAUGAAUAUUUUGUUUGACUUUUGGGGAAAAGUAACGCCCUGUAUCUUGCAGCUUAUUCAACAGUCGAAAAUGUUGAGUGAAAUUGUUAGCUUGCAUUUUUUAAGUAUGUUAGAAGCCUUGCUAGAAUGCCAGUCCACUUUCGUUGGCAAAUUACUGCCACUUUGGACACCCGUUUUAUGCUCAAAUCAAAUUCAGCUUCCAGGACAUCUACAGGUGCGUUUACAAAACUGUCGGAACUUCCCACCAACGACUUUCCCAGAAGCUGUUCCCGAGAAGAUACGGUUAGGAAAUUUACAUAACCCCAUGUUAUUAAAAUGGCUGCAAAGGUUGCAAUUUAAAAUGGGCCAAAUCGAACUGCAAUCGUCAACAGCUACUCAGUUUUAUUCAUUAUGAAAUAUUUCCGUUAAUUUUUUCUAUAACAAUUACUACAUCAUAAACAUAUUUUAUA
Molecule: messenger RNA, 7918 nt
Organism: Anoplophora glabripennis (Asian longhorned beetle)
Lineage: Eukaryota; Metazoa; Arthropoda; Insecta; Coleoptera; Cerambycidae
Gene: unc79
Product: protein unc-79 homolog
Exons: 36
Molecular function (GO): protein binding
Source: RefSeq, a predicted model, not a curated record